CAAAAAGAAGUCAAUAGCCACUAUUAUCUACGGCUAUAACUAUGAGUUUUAAACUUAUCCUAGUGCAAGUAAAAAAAAUACCUGCUUGGACGAUUAAAUUUACCCGCCGUUUUGCGUUGCCACAUAUCGAUAUCAUCCCCAGGAAUAUUCCCCUACUCUACAACAUAUCGAUGACGGAUGCGAUUCAACCACAAGACCACUAGAAAUGAAACCACUGUUGCAUUGCACGUGUUUUUGUUGUCAAUAAAAUAUUAAUCAUUUUUAUUGGGUAAAUUUGCGAAUCUAGUAGCUGCGCCAUGGGCAAGAAGAACAAAGGUGCCACGCCUAACCUGGGGCGCCAGUUAAUCAAGGAUCGCUUCGGCCACACUCCACGCCGCAAGGUGGACGACACAAUGCUGCACACCACCGAACUGCAGGAUGGCUAUGACUGGGGCCGCCUGAACCUAUCUUCCGUUACCGAGGAGUCGUCGUUCCAGGCUUUCCUGCGAACGGCCGAACUGGCCGGAACCGAGUUUCAGGCCGAGAAGCUGAACAUCACGUUCGUUAACCCCAAGCAACGAGUGGGAUUACUUAGCAAAACGCAGGAGCAGCGUAUGCAUCAGAAGCACGACGAGCACCGCGACCACUUAAAGAUUCCUCGGCGCCCCAAAUGGAGCAAAGAAACGAGCGCCGAGGAGCUGGAACGCGCGGAGAACGAGGCAUUUCUCGAUUGGCGCCGUGACCUGGCAUUGCUGCAGGAGGACGAGGAGAUCCUGAUGACACCCUACGAAAAGAACCUCGAAUUCUGGCGCCAGCUGUGGCGCGUGGUAGAGCGCUCCGACGUGGUUGUUCAAAUAGUAGACGCCCGGAAUCCGCUGCUGUUCCGCAGCCUCGACCUGGAGCGCUACGUGAAGGAGGUGGAUUCAAACAAAAUGAACAUGAUUUUAGUGAACAAGUCAGACCUACUCACUACCGAGCAGCGUCGACAUUGGGCGGAGUACUUUGACAGUGAAGGCAUUCGCACGGCCUUCUACUCAGCCACUUUGGUGGAGGAGGAGCAAAAGCAAGAAACUGGGGCGUCUUCUGAGGAAUCUUUACCCGGAGUGGGGAAGAUACGCCAGGCAGCCGAGCAGAUUCACCAAUCGCUGGACAUGGUGGAAGAGACACUUAGCGCCAUUGAACAGAAGCUCAAGCUGGAUAACGAGAACGAUCAGCUACCGCGACUCCCUGGAGAGAAGAACAGUUCCCGACUUCUGUCCCGGGUUGAGCUCAUAGAGUUUUUGCGUCACAUUUACACUGGUCCAAGGCACACUGACCAGCAUGUGACCAUCGGAAUGGUCGGCUAUCCAAACGUGGGCAAAAGUAGUACAAUUAAUUCGCUGAUGACAGUCAAAAAGGUGUCUGUCUCAGCAACGCCCGGCAAAACUAAACGCUUUCAGACGCUUUUUUUGGACAAGGAUAUCUUGCUCUGCGACUGUCCUGGUCUAGUAAUGCCGAGCUUUGUUUUGACCAAGGCUGACAUGUUGUUGAACGGCAUCCUCCCCAUAGACCAGAUGCGCGACCACGUGCCUGCCGUUAACCUGCUGUGCGAACGCAUUCCGCGCCAUGUCCUUGAAGAUAAGUAUGGUAUCGUGAUAGCAAAGCCGCUAGAAGGCGAGGACAUGGAUCGCCCACCGCAUUCUGAGGAACUGCUGUUAGCUUAUGGAUACAAUCGCGGUUUUAUGACCUCCAAUGGUCAACCAGAUCAGGCACGCUCAGCCAGAUAUGUCCUUAAAGAUUACGUUCAUGGCAGGCUGCUUUACGCCACGGGUCCGCCUUCGGUGUCCCAGACUGAUUACCACACUUUUUCCGAUCGUCAGCGCAAGGUCAUCGAAGAAUCACAGUUGCCUAGGCAGCAGCAGAGAGCUAUGCGGAUUAACAAGAGCACGUCAAAAGAGCUGGACCACAACUUCUUCUCCGAAAAACCCACCCACGCCCAUGUUAAGGGGCGCACAAACUUCCCGAACGUACGCCUGUCUAACAACGGCACCCUAGUGACUGGCACUGAUCCGGCGGGAAAGCCUUGGCGUCACGUGAAGAAGGAGAGGCGCGAGAAGCUGCGCAAGAAGUUUUCACAUCUGGACGAGCAUUAAUUGUUUGGGGGCUUAAGAAUUUCUGUUAUAUGAUUAGCAUUAACCUUACCUAGUUAUUAAAUUUCGCUGAACCUGAA
Messenger RNA from Drosophila eugracilis, 2188 nucleotides. It is a transcript of the gene Ns3, whose product is annotated as large subunit GTPase 1 homolog. The transcript has 4 exons. Bases 297 to 2111 code for a protein of 604 amino acids. Gene Ontology annotation, molecular function: GTP binding; GTPase activity. Gene Ontology annotation, biological process: ribosomal subunit export from nucleus. Gene Ontology annotation, cellular component: cytosol. NCBI's taxonomy places the organism in Eukaryota, Metazoa, Arthropoda, Insecta, Diptera, Drosophilidae. The record is from RefSeq and is a predicted model, not a curated record.